AGAGCACUGAGAACACUCCCCAGGCAGGGCAUGCAUCAUGCUCCCAACACUGGUACUGCUCAUCUUCUGCAGUUUCCUUCAAUCUGCUGCUUUUGAAGGAAAUUAUUGGUCCCAUGUUUUUCUCCAAAACCAGAAAGAAUCUCUGCAAAGAAUCAGACCUUCAGGACAGAACAGAAGUGUGGAAGAGGAGUACUUUUUGCCAACAGUUUUGAGCAAGGAUUCCUGUUCUACAUGGGGUGGAGGGCAUUUUUCAACCUUUGAUAAAUACCAGUAUGACUUCACUGGGACUUGCAACUACAUCUUUGCAACUGUAUGUGAUGAGACCAGCCCAGACUUCAACAUUCAGUUCCGUCGUGGGCUGGACAAAAAAAUUGCAAGGAUCAUUAUUGAGCUUGGACCUUCUGUUGUCAUUGUUGAGAAAGGCAGCAUUUCUGUCAGGAGUGUUGGUGUCAUUCAGCUGCCUUACACCAGCAAUGGAAUCCAAAUAGCGCCUUAUGGACGCAACAUCCGCCUGGUGGCUAAGCUGAUGGAGAUGGAGCUGGUUGUCAUGUGGAACAAUGAUGACUACCUCAUGGUUUUGGCUGAAAAAAAAUACAUGGGGAAAACCUGUGGAAUGUGUGGGAACUACGAUGGUUAUGAAUUGAAUGAAUUUGUGCGUGAAGGUAAAUUGCUCGAUACAUUUAAAUUUGCUGCUUUACAAAAAAUGGAUGAUCCAUCAGAGAUUUGCCUGUCUGAGGAGAUACCAAUUUCCACUGUUCCUCACAAAAAAUAUGCCAUAAUCUGCUCUCAGCUACUUAAUUUGGUGUCACCAACCUGCAGUGUACCAAAAGAUGGGUUCGUGAUUCGUUGCCAGCUCGAUAUGCAGGACUGCAGUGAGCCAGGACAAAACAACUGCACUUGCUCUACACUGUCCGAGUAUUCUAGGCAAUGUGCUAUGUCCCACCAAAUGGUGUUCAACUGGAGAACUGAAAACUUCUGCUCUGUGGGAAAAUGUUCUGCGAACCUAAUCUAUGAGGAAUGUGGUUCUCCAUGUAUUAAAACCUGUUCCAACCCAGAGUACAGCUGUUCCAGUCACUGUACCUAUGGCUGCUUUUGUCCAGAAGGAACUGUUCUUGAUGACAUCUCAAAGAAUCGGACAUGUGUUCACAUUAGCCAGUGUCCAUGUACACUGAAUGGGAAAACAUAUGCUCCUGGUGAGACAAUGAAAGCAGCUUGUAGGACUUGUAAAUGUGUGAUGGGUCAGUGGAACUGCAAAGACUUGCCCUGCCCUGGAAGGUGUUCACUGGAAGGAGGCUCCUUUGUUACCACGUUUGAUUCAAGGCCAUAUAGAUUCCAUGGGGUUUGCACUUAUGUUCUUAUGAAGAGUUCCAGCCUGCCACACAAUGGAACCCUAAUGGCUGUUUAUGAAAAGACUGGUUAUUCUCAUUCUGAGACAUCACUUAGUGCUAUAAUUUAUCAAUCUACAAAAGACAAAAUUGUGAUUUCUCAGAAUGAUCUCCUUACUGAUGAUGAUGAACUUAAGCGGCUGCCUUACAGAUCAGGAGACAUCACUGUUUUCAGACAGUCCUCCAUGUAUGUUCAAAUGCAUACAAACUUUGGGCUGGAACUUGCAGUUCAAACAUCACCUGUGUUCCAGGCCUAUGUGAAAGUUGGAUCACAAUUCAAAGGCAGAACACUAGGUUUGUGUGGCAAUUACAAUGGAGACACUACAGAUGACUUCAUGACCAGCAUGGAUAUCACUGAAGGGACAGCCUCCCUGUUUGUAGAUUCCUGGAGGGCAGGAAAUUGCCAUCCUGCCUUAGAGAGAGAGACAGACCCUUGUGCUUUGAGCCAACUAAACAAAAUAUCUGCUGAGACUCACUGCUCCAUUCUUACCAAGAAGGGUACAGUGUUCGAGAAAUGCCAUGCUGUGGUGAACCCUAUUCCUUUCUACAAGAGAUGUGUCUACCAGGCCUGUAAUUAUGAAGAGACCUUUCCCUAUAUUUGUUCUGCUCUGGGAUCGUAUGCACGAGUGUGCAGUUCCAUGGGCUUAGUCCUUGAGAACUGGAGAAGCAGUAUGGACAAUUGCACUAUUACUUGUACUGGCAAUCAAACAUUUAGCUACAACACUCAGGCAUGUGACAGGACAUGCUUGUCACUCUCCAAUCGAGCCCUGGAAUGCCAUCCAACUGAUAUUCCUGUUGAAGGCUGCCAGUGUCCUAAAGGAACGUACCUGAACCACAAGAGUGAGUGUGUUCGUAAAUCUCAUUGUCCUUGCUACUUAGAAGACAGGAAGUACAUUCUGCCUGACCAGUCAACAAUAACUGGUGGGAUCACCUGCUAUUGUGUUAAUGGGAGGCUAAGUUGCACAGGCAAACCUCAAAAUCCUGCAGAAAGCUGCAAAGCUCCUAAGAAAUACAUAUCAUGUUCUGACAGUUUAGAAAACAAGUAUGGAGCUGCAUGUGCCCCUACCUGUCAGAUGCUGGCUACUGGAAUUGAAUGUAUACCCACAAAGUGUGAGUCAGGCUGUGUCUGUGCUGAUGGCCUCUAUGAAAAUCUUGAUGGUGGGUGUGUGCCAGCUGAGGAGUGUCCAUGUGAAUAUGGCGGCCUUGCUUAUGGAAGAGGUGAACAAAUCCAGACUGAAUGUGAGAUCUGCACUUGCAUGAAAGGCAAAUGGAAAUGUGUUCAGAAAACAAGGUGUUCCUCCACCUGUAAUCUGUAUGGAGAGGGCCACAUCACCACCUUUGAUGGACAGCGUUUUGUGUUUGAUGGCAACUGUGAAUACAUAUUAGCUAUGGAUGGCUGCAGUGUUAACAGACCUGUUUCCUCUUUCAAAAUUGUUACUGAGAAUGUCAUCUGUGGGAAAUCAGGAGUUACGUGCUCCAGAUCCAUCAGCAUUUACCUUGGGAAUCUGACAAUCAUACUGAGAGAUGAAACCUUCGCUAUUUCUGGGGAAAAUCCUGGUGUACAGUACAAAGUGAAAAAGAACGCCCUUCACCUGAUGUUUGAUGUCAUUAUCCCAGGAAAAUACAACAUGACCCUUAUUUGGAAUAAGCAUAUGAACUUCUUCAUCAAGAUCUCCAGAGAAACACAGGAAACGAUCUGUGGUUUGUGUGGGAACUAUAAUGGCAACAUGAAGGAUGACUUUGAAACUCGAAGCAAGUAUGUGGCAUCAAACGAGUUGGAAUUUGUCAACUCUUGGAAAGAGAAUCCUCUCUGUGGGGAUGUGUACUUUGUAGUGGACCCCUGUAGCAAGAACCCUUACCGUAAAGCAUGGGCAGAAAAGACAUGUUCCAUCAUCAACAGCCACGUUUUUUCUGCCUGUCACAAUAAGGUGAAUCGGAUGCCCUACUAUGAGGCCUGUGUCCGAGAUUCCUGUGGGUGUGACAUUGGAGGGGACUGUCAGUGCAUGUGUGACGCCAUCGCAGUCUAUGCCAUGGUGUGCUUGGAAAAAGGCGUCUGCAUUGACUGGAGGACCCCCGAGUUCUGUCCUGUCUAUUGUGAGUAUUACAAUUCUCAUACAAGAACAGGAAUUGAUGAUGCUUUUUCCCAUGGCUACAAUGACGACAAAUGCGCCUGGCACUACAGGCCUUGUAACUGUCCAAAUCAAAACUACAAAUAUGUCAAUAUUGAAGGUUGCUACAACUGCUCUCAUGAUGAAUACUUUGACCAUGAGGAGGAAAGGUGCAUGCCAUGUGGACAAGCAAACAUUACCACCACACCUGAACCAUCUUCACCUUCACCAGUAACAACAGUGCAGCCUAAAGUAACAAGGAGCUCUACCACAAGCACCCUACCAACAGGACCUAGUACUUCUUCCACAACAACUGUAGCAACUGAGACUACAAAUCCAACAAUAACUGCAAAAAUUACAGUUCCAAGAACUUCACCCUCACAACCUCUUGUCACAAUAAAGUCAACAACUGAACAUACAACAUCAAUUUUUACCACACCAAACAUGACUACAACCAUCACUGCCCCUUCCAUAACUACCUCAAUGAAAAGAACCAUGGGCACUACUCCAAAGUCUGUUCCCUCAUCACCUGCUGCCUCAUCAACUGCUGCUUCAACAGAGACAGAACAAGUAAGGGUCACCUCAUCACCCUUCAAGACCACCAAAAAGGAAAUGGCAACCUCCUCAAUACCUACUCAAACCACAACUUUCAGCCAGCCCAAACUAACAACAGCAGAGAGUGAGGGAACUCAAGCAACAACUCUGCACUAUCCAGAAGUUGUCACCCACAUAAGAACAACGUUGACACAGCCUGUGCAGCACCUUGUCACACAGACACAGGCAACUCCUGCCACAUCCACCAGCAGCACCUCUGUCCCAAGAGGGACCAGCCCUGCCACCAGCCCAGGAGUUCCACUGACAAGGACAUUUCCAAGCUCCAGCUCUUUGCCUGUCACCUUAGCCUCAUCUGCUGCUUCUCUCUCCUCAACCCAACUGCGAACAUCAUAUCCUGCAAGGGAGCCAACCAGAGCUAAGACACCAACUACUAAAGUAGUAACAGCAGCCUUCACCCAUGAACAGUCCACUGUGCCACACAUUGUGCCACCUCUGAGCACACACAAGACCACGGCCACCACCUCCAUCAGCAGCACCUCCAGGACCUCUGUCUCCACAGAAGUGCCUCUGGAGACAGCAUCUCCACAUCCCAGCUCUCCACCUGCCCCCAGCAGCCCCCUCAGCACCCGGCUGCCAUCCACUGCCACCACUUCCACAGUCUCCUCCACAGCAGCUCCAGGCACCAGCCUCAGGCCUACACCUACAACCCUGAGGCCCAAGUCCUCUUCCCCUACCACCAGUGCUCCAAAGGAGUCUCCUGUAACAGAGUCCUCUGCACCCACCACAGCCAAAACCAGCACGCUGCCAUCUCCUGCUUCUUCUCCCUUCUCAACUGUGUCCUCAGCAUGGCUCAGCUCCUCACAGCCUGCAGCCUUCACCCAUGAACAGUCCACUGUGCCAUACAUUGUGCCACCUCUGAGCACACACAAGACCACGGCCACCACCUCCAUCAGCAGCACCUCCAGGACCUCUGUCUCCACAGAAGUGCCUCUGGAGACAGCAUCUCCACAUGCCAGCUCUCCACCUGCCCCCAGCAGCCCCCUCAGCACCCGGCUGCCAUCCACUGCCACCACUUCCACAGUCUCCUCCACAGCAGCUCCAGGCACCAGCCUCAGGCCUACACCUACAACCCUGAGGCCCAAGCCCUCUUCCCCUACCACCAGUGCUCCAAAGGAGUCUCCUGUAACAGAGUCCUCUGCACCCACCACAGCCAAAACCAGCACGCUGCCAUCUCCUGCUUCUUCUCCCUUCUCAACUGUGUCCUCAGCAUGGCUCAGCUCCUCACAGCCUGCAGCCUUCACCCAUGAACAGUCCACUGUGCCACACAUUGUGCCACCUCUGAGCACACACAAGACCACGGCCACCACCUCCAUCAGCAGCACCUCCAGGACCUCUGUCUCCACAGAAGUGCCUCUGGAGACAGCAUCUCCACAUCCCAGCUCUCCACCUGCCCCCAGCAGCCCCCUCAGCACCCGGCUGCCAUCCACUGCCACCACUUCCACAGUCUCCUCCACAGCAGCUCCAGGCACCAGCCUCAGGCCUACACCUACAACCCUGAGGCCCAAGCCCUCUUCCCCUACCACCAGUGCUCCAAAGGAGUCUCCUGUAACAGAGUCCUCUGCACCCACCACAGCCAAAACCAGCACGCUGCCAUCUCCUGCUUCUUCUCCCUUCUCAACUGUGUCCUCAACAUGGCUCAGCUCCUCACAGCCUGCCUUCACCCAUAAAAUAUUGACCGUGCCACACGUUGUGCCACCUCUGAGCACACACAAGACCACGGCCACCACCUCCAUCAGCAGCACCUCCAGGACCUCUGUCUCCACAGAAGUGCCUCUGGAGACAGCAUCUCCACAUCCCAGCUCUCCACCUGCCCCCAGCAGCCCCCUCAGCACCCGGCUGCCAUCCACUGCCACCACUUCCACAGUCUCCUCCACAGCAGCUCCAGGCACCAGCCCCAGGCCUACACCUACAACUCUGAGGCCCAAGCCCUCUUCCCCUACCACCAGUGCUCCAAAGGAGUCUCCUGUAACAGAGUCCUCUGCACCCACCACAGCCAAAACCAGCACGCUGCCAUCUCCUGCUUCUUCUCCCUUCUCAACUGUGUCCUCAGCAUGGCUCAGCUCCUCACAGCCUGCAGCCUUCACCCAUGAACAGUCCACUGUGCCACACAUUGUGCCACCUCUGAGCACACACAAGACCACGGCCACCACCUCCAUCAGCAGCACCUCCAGGACCUCUGUCUCCACAGAAGUGCCUCUGGAGACAGCAUCUCCACAUCCCAGCUCUCCACCUGCCCCCAGCAGCCCCCUCAGCACCCGGCUGCCAUCCACUGCCACCACUUCCACAGUCUCCUCCACAGCAGCUCCAGGCACCAGCCCCAGGCCUACACCUACAACCCUGAGGCCCAAGCCCUCUUCCCCUACCACCAGUGCUCCAAAGGAAUCUCCUGUAACAGAGUCCUCUGCACUCACCACAGCCAAAACCAGCACGCUGCCAUCUCCUGCUUCUUCUCCCUUCUCAACUGUGUCCUCAACAUGGCUCAGCUCCUCACAGCCUGCCUUCACCCAUAAAAUAUUGACCGUGCCACACGUUGUGCCACCUCUGAGCACACACAAGACCACGGCCACCACCUCCAUCAGCAGCACCUCCAGGACCUCUGUCUCCACAGAAGUGCCUCUGGAGACAGCAUCUCCACAUCCCAGCUCUCCACCUGCCCCCAGCAGCCCCCUCAGCACCCGGCUGCCAUCCACUGCCACCACUUCCACAGUCUCCUCCACAGCAGCUCCAGGCACCAGCCUCAGGCCUACACCUACAACCCUGAGGCCCAAGUCCUCUUCCCCUACCACCAGUGCUCCAAAGGAGUCUCCUGUAACAGAGUCCUCUGCACCCACCACAGCCAAAACCAGCACGCUGCCAUCUCCUGCUUCUUCUCCCUUCUCAACUGUGUCCUCAGCAUGGCUCAGCUCCUCACAGCCUGCAGCCUUCACCCAUGAACAGUCCACUGUGCCACACAUUGUGCCACCUCUGAGCACACACAAGACCACGGCCACCACCUCCAUCAGCAGCACCUCCAGGACCUCUGUCUCCACAGAAGUGCCUCUGGAGACAGCAUCUCCACAUCCCAGCUCUCCACCUGCCCCCAGCAGCCCCCUCAGCACCCGGCUGCCAUCCACUGCCACCACUUCCACAGUCUCCUCCACAGCAGCUCCAGGCACCAGCCCCAGGCCUACACCUACAACCCUGAGGCCCAAGCCCUCUUCCCCUACCACCAGUGCUCCAAAGGAAUCUCCUGUAACAGAGUCCUCUGCACUCACCACAGCCAAAACCAGCACGCUGCCAUCUCCUGCUUCUUCUCCCUUCUCAACUGUGUCCUCAACAUGGCUCAGCUCCUCACAGCCUGCCUUCACCCAUAAAAUAUUGACCGUGCCACACGUUGUGCCACCUCUGAGCACACACAAGACCACGGCCACCACCUCCAUCAGCAGCACCUCCAGGACCUCUGUCUCCACAGAAGUGCCUCUGGAGACAGCAUCUCCACAUCCCAGCUCUCCACCUGCCCCCAGCAGCCCCCUCAGCACCCGGCUGCCAUCCACUGCCACCACUUCCACAGUCUCCUCCACAGCAGCUCCAGGCACCAGCCCCAGGCCUACACCUACAACUCUGAGGCCCAAGCCCUCUUCCCCUACCACCAGUGCUCCAAAGGAGUCUCCUGUAACAGAGUCCUCUGCACCCACCACAGCCAAAACCAGCACGCUGCCAUCUCCUGCUUCUUCUCCCUUCUCAACUGUGUCCUCAGCAUGGCUCAGCUCCUCACAGCCUGCAGCCUUCACCCAUGAACAGUCCACUGUGCCACACAUUGUGCCACCUCUGAGCACACACAAGACCACGGCCACCACCUCCAUCAGCAGCACCUCCAGGACCUCUGUCUCCACAGAAGUGCCUCUGGAGACAGCAUCUCCACAUCCCAGCUCUCCACCUGCCCCCAGCAGCCCCCUCAGCACCCGGCUGCCAUCCACUGCCACCACUUCCACAGUCUCCUCCACAGCAGCUCCAGGCACCAGCCCCAGGCCUACAUCUACAACCCUGAGGCCCAAGCCCUCUUCCCCUACCACCAGUGCUCCAAAGGAGUCUCCUGUAACAGAGUCCUCUGCACCCACCACAGCCAAAACCAGCACGCUGCCAUCUCCUGCUUCUUCUCCCUUCUCAACUGUGUCCUCAACAUGGCUCAGCUCCUCACAGCCUGCAGCCUUCACCCAUGAACAGUCCACUGUGCCACACAUUGUGCCACCUCUGAGCACACACAAGACCACGGCCACCACCUCCAUCAGCAGCACCUCCAGGACCUCUGUCUCCACAGAAGUGCCUCUGGAGACAGCAUCUCCACAUCCCAGCUCUCCACCUGCCCCCAGCAGCCCCCUCAGCACCCGGCUGCCAUCCACUGCCACCACUUCCACAGUCUCCUCCACAGCAGCUCCAGGCACCAGCCCCAGGCCUACACCUACAACCCUGAGGCCCAAGCCCUCUUCCCCUACCACCAGUCCUCCAAAGGAAUCUCCUGUAACAGAGUCCUCUGCACUCACCACAGCCAAAACCAGCACGCUGCCAUCUCCUGCUUCUUCUCUCUUCUCAACUGUGUCCUCAACAUGGCUCAGCUCCUCACAGCUUGCCUUCACCCAUGGAAAGUCAACUGUGCCACACGUUGCACCACCUCUGACCACACACAAGACCAGGGUCACCACCUUCAUCAGCAGCACCUCCAAGACCUCUGUCUCCACAGGGAGCAGCCCACCAAGCAGCACAGAAGUGCCUCUGGAAACAGCAUCUCCACAUCCCAGCUCUCCACCUGCUCCCAGCGGCCCCCUCAGCACCCGGCUGCCAUCAGCUGCCCCGUCUCCAUUCUCUUCUGCUUUGGCCCCAACUGUCAGCACUAUGUCUGUGCCUACACCCCUCCCUACUUCCGCAUUUAGGUCUGCUGAGAGCACUACACAUUCUUACUUCCAAAACACCACAUCGACUCCAUAUGGCAAAACAUCUUCAUUAGCUGUCCCUACCAGUAUCUCUGCCCAGUCCAGUGCAGCGUUGAUCCCAGCUGUUUUAUCUACAACCAUUACCUUUGCUCCCCACGUUAUUACUACGGCUUCUACAGAGUCGGUUGAAAGGAGUUCCCUGCAAACAACAACACUGACCACUGCCCGUACGACAUCAUCUCCUCCUCUCACCUCUGGACUUGCAACAUCUCUGUCCUCUGUUGUGCCAUCAACGGUGCCACACGAGCGUUGUAGAGAAGUUGAAUAUGAAGAAGAAAUAACUUACAAAGGCUGUUCCACAAAUGUCACUUUGAGCCAAUGUGAAGGAUCAUGUCCAUCUUCAACAAAGCUGGAUGUUGAGAAGAUGAUGGUUACCACAGCAUGCGGCUGCUGUAGGCCACGUGAACUUCUUAAGAAGGAAUUCCAACUACCAUGCCAAGACCCAGAUAACCCUGGAAAAAGGCUCACCACAGAAAUUAUUGCAUUUAGUGGCUGUGUUUGUAACUUUGACAGCUGCACACACUAGUCAGACCUGAUAUACCAUUUUUUGUAAUUAAACAGUGAUCACAAGUUAA
Corvus hawaiiensis (hawaiian crow) is the source of this 9650-nucleotide messenger RNA. It is a transcript of the gene MUC6, whose product is annotated as mucin 6, oligomeric mucus/gel-forming. The coding region runs from base 38 to 9601 and encodes 3187 amino acids. The transcript has 47 exons. The record is from RefSeq and is a predicted model, not a curated record. Gene Ontology annotation, cellular component: extracellular matrix. Gene Ontology annotation, molecular function: protein binding. NCBI's taxonomy places the organism in Eukaryota, Metazoa, Chordata, Aves, Passeriformes, Corvidae.